AUGGCUCGUAAAAUCCCAUUCAAGGUGGUGUUUUCCUCAGACGAGGACUCCGACUAUCCCGCCAGUGAGCUGAACAAACAUGACCCGACCGUGCACGGAUGGCGAUCGAACGCGGACAGCAGCGUAAGCCCGAAAGAAAUCGUCCUGCGGUUCUUCAAUCCGGCCCGGAUCGUAAGGAUACAGGUGCUGGCGCAUCAAUAUUACAUCCCCGAACGCAUCGAACUUUGGAUACACUACUCGAGCAAGAGUGCUCCCAGCACACCGUCCAGCCAGAGCUUCGAUUAUAUGGGCUUCGUGGCCCUUUCGGACAAUGCCAGCACAAAUUACACGUCCAGGGAGCUGCAAAGCGUAACGGUGGUCCCGAAGGUUGGCUCCCACUUGAAGCUACGGUUGGGUCCUGCCCAUUUGAAUCAGUUCAACAAGAACAGCCAGGUGGCCCUGCUGGCAAUCAAUAUUCUAGGAGAAGAACUGUCCGCCGAGGAGUUGUCGUCGGUGCAGGGCAAUGCAUCGGCCCUGCUGAACGCCGUUCCUGCCAAUAUUGACACGUUGAACGGUGCGCUGGCUUCCGUUUGCGAUGAUCUGUCGUACUCGAUGUACGUCGAGGAGAGUAUCUGCGAGGUGGUCCGCAGGAUGGAAGUGCUCAAGAUUCAGGCAGUGCAAGACGAACGCUUCGAGUAUGCCCGUAAGCUGAAGCUCUGCAUGGGAGCCCUUCGAACGGCUGGCGAAAGGUUGGGGCGCUAUGCCCUUGCGAAACGGCAGGCGGUCCAGGCGGAAGACUUCACGACCGCACGGCUGCGGAAGGAGCAGAUCGAAAUGUACCGGAAGGCCGUGUUCGACCAGCUGCGCGUUGAGUUGUUACUGCAAAGUGACAAGAGUGUCACGAGUAAUGAUUCCUGCUCGGAGCUGUACGCUUCCAAACCGUCGUUGCCUUCGCCGCCCAGCCUGCAGGAUGUGGCCAGCGCCCUGUCGUCUGACGCUACCCUGCCGCAGGCUCACCACCUCCACACGCAGAUCGCGGCUGCCGACGUGACCGAGUCGACGGCCAGUAACUCGACCACAACGGCGUCCGCUUCCAGCGGUAGCAGCUGCACGGUCAAACCGGAAGGUAGAAACUCCCAACAAAGCUUGGGCCGACCAGAGGAUUACGUCCAAAACUCGCCCCUGCUCAGCCACAAGGGUCGCAGCCCGAUGCGUUCGCCGACGAACACGGGUUCGCUGCGACGGCGCAACAAGAGUGCCCCGCGCAGCAGCUACGAAGAUUACGACGAACGGGCGAUCCCCACACUGGGUUCCCACGCGAACGACUUUCUGCGCGAGUGCCAGGGCACGGCUAUGAUCGAGCAGGAGAGCGGCAGGAUUCGCUGCAAGCUGAACGAUCGUGAACGGCGCCAGGCCGCGCUGCCAAUACUGAUCUUCGGCAUGGAGCUGGUAGAGCUGAUCUACUCGCGCCAGUUUACGGACCGUGAGGAAGGCUUGAUCCGGCUGCGGGGCAUCCUGAAGCAGGAGAUCGAGCCCGAACCCCAGCUGCAGGCGGCUCAGGCCGGCCCGAACAAGAUAUGUCGCGGGGCGACCCUACUACUCCACCGGGGCGUCCGGGAUGCCGUCUUUUCUACCUUCAGCCAGGCAACCGAAACGGUGCGCAGUUUGUUCAUGGAAUUCGUCUCAAAUCGUGUGGCGGGCAGUGAAGUUGCGCGAUCGGUCGAUCGAUUGCUACCGGAACUGCUGUCGAAGAGUGGCGACCCCUCGGCUCGUGUUCACACGCUCGCUCAGCAUACAAUCCUCAGCAUCGCGGCAUGCCCGGAAGUGCGCGAGCAGCACCUCAUCGCACCGGCCCUUUCACGACCGGUCGGCAACGGGACCCAUCCACGGUUGGCGCUAAGCCGUAUGCAGAUGCUGGAGCAGCUGGUGCUGAGUCAAGGAAUCUCGAACGACAAGCAAAGCGGACUCGCCUGUCGCACCCUCUCGGAGGCGGGCUGUUCCGGUAUCCACCAUCCGGCGGAGUCGGUGCGGAAGGUGGCCGAGCGGGUGUUGCUGCUGGUGUACAAAGUGAACCCACGGUUGGUACGCAAACAGCUGCCACCGGACGACGACAUCACGCGGCGCAAUCUCCUCUACCGCCAGUUGUUUGCAGAGUUCGACAAAAUCGAUCUUCAGCGCAAGAAGGAGAUGCUGGAAAACAAACAGUUCUGCGGGCCGGUCUCUUUCUCCGGCAUCUGCUCGCCGCCCAUGUCGAGCAGCUCGAAGAGCUCGCCGCCGGUGGAGGUCCGCAACAAGGGCCACCAACGAUACGACGGACGGACUAUAGUCAGUUUCUCCGACACUCAGACCGGUUGGCAGUCUAGUUUCAGUUCCAUGAAAUUGCAGGACACUCACUCGAGUCCGGUGCGUCGGCUGGACGCAACGACGGCCGGUAUUAUCAAGAGCAAAAGUGGCCAUGCCAUCGGCCAGCAUGGUCAGUGGACGACGGCAACCACGGGGACCAGCACAACGGGAACCGGCGACGAUGGUGGCACCCGGGACAGCAACGGUUCCACGUACUACGACAAACUGGAGGCCGGCAGCGGGGUAGGCCUGUGCAACGGCAAGAAUGCCGGUCGUCAGAAGCUGUCCCAGCACAAGACCAACAUGUACGACAGCACGAUUGGCUUCCUGCCCGGUACCGAGGGUACCGAGAACGGUUCCCGGAAGAGCUCCAACUCGGACUCAUUCGAAGGGAUCGACAGUGAAAUUCGCUGUCCAUUUUGUGACUGGAUUUGUCAGGGAGAUCCUACGCAGCUUGACAAGCACUACUGGAAGGCGUGCCCGGUGCUUACCAAGUGUCCCCAGUGUAGCCAGAUUCUGGAGGUAGCGGCCCUUACCGGCCAUCUCAUUAAUGAAUGUGAGGCCAAAACGAGCUACUUGACUUGCGAAAGGUGCACCGAAUCGGUACACAAGGACCUGUACGAGUAUCAUCUAAUGGAAGAUUUUUGUCGGGAACUAACCACUGGAGCAGCCCGCUGUCCACUUUGCCAUGACGAUGUGCUGCUCCCGCUGGACGGUGGCUGGAAGCGACAUCUGUUGAGCCGCGCUGGAUGCCUCGGCAAUACUCGACGGCGAGUGGUCCCGCAGUGA
Messenger RNA from Anopheles cruzii, 3111 nucleotides. RefSeq names its product centrosomal protein of 104 kDa. The transcript is spliced from 10 exons. Lineage: Eukaryota; Metazoa; Arthropoda; Insecta; Diptera; Culicidae. The record is from RefSeq and is a predicted model, not a curated record. The coding region runs from base 1 to 3111 and encodes 1036 amino acids. Gene Ontology annotation, cellular component: cilium.